Messenger RNA from Spodoptera littoralis (African cotton leafworm), 882 nucleotides. The record is from the annotation of a GenBank genome assembly. Lineage: Eukaryota; Metazoa; Arthropoda; Insecta; Lepidoptera; Noctuidae.
AUGGAAGUUAUCGUUGCCAAUGUUGAUCAUAUUAAAUUUGAUAUAGAUUACGCGUUAGAAGAACAGUAUGGAGCGCUACCUCUACCUUUCCCGGGAAUGGACAAGUCAACCGCGGCAGUAUGUGAAUUCUUCAGUCAACCUGGAGGUUGUGGAAAUGGUCCUCAGUGUCCUUACAGACACGUCCGAGGAGAUCGUACGGUCGUUUGCAAACAUUGGUUGAGAGGUCUCUGUAAGAAAGGCGAUCAAUGUGAAUUCCUCCACGAAUAUGACAUGUCCAAGAUGCCCGAAUGUUAUUUCUAUGCUAGAUUUAAUGCUUGUCAUAAUAAAGAAUGCCCAUUUCUUCAUAUUGACCCUGAGAGUAAAAUCAAGGAUUGCCCAUGGUAUGACAGAGGGUUCUGUCGCCAUGGACCACACUGCAGACAUAGACAUGUGCGACGUGUCUUAUGCAUGAACUAUCUGGCUGGAUUCUGUCCUGAUGGCUCCGCCUGCAAAUACAUGCACCCAAGGUUUGAGCUCCCAGCUCCUCCUGAGCAAACAAAAGAUGCUAAAAGACUGCCCGUGUGUCACUACUGCUCUGAAGUUGGCCAUAAAGCUUCGUCUUGUAGUAAGAUACCAGCAGAGCAAAGAGAAGCAGCUUUAAGACAAGAAGAAGCAAGAUACCGUGCACUAGGCUACAUUAAACCAGCCAAUGAGAGUGAAGUGAAUGAAAUGAACAACCAAAGGAUGCAGAGAAUAGUUCACAAACCUCUGGAAGAAGUCACCUGCUUCAAAUGUGGCACCAAGGGGCAUUAUGCUAACAAAUGCCCUAAGGGCCACCUAGCAUUCUUGUCCAGUCAAGCCAACCAAAACCAAAAUGCAAACACAUUUAAAAAACCAAACUAG